Molecule: messenger RNA, 727 nt
Organism: Peromyscus leucopus (white-footed mouse)
Lineage: Eukaryota; Metazoa; Chordata; Mammalia; Rodentia; Cricetidae
Product: homeobox protein Rhox13-like
Exons: 3
Coding region: 55-612 (185 amino acids)
Biological process (GO): regulation of transcription by RNA polymerase II
Molecular function (GO): RNA polymerase II transcription regulatory region sequence-specific DNA binding; DNA-binding transcription factor activity, RNA polymerase II-specific
Source: RefSeq, a predicted model, not a curated record
GGCAGUCAUUCCUGGGGCCCCACUUCUCUUUGUGGCUUCGGCCCACUACUAGUCAUGGCUUGCAAGCUCUAUUGGCGAUAUAUAUACGUUGUGAGAAAUCAGAAUGGUGAGGAGAUAGCUGAGGUCCCCACCUUAGAGGCUGCCUUGGCGAUGGUGGGUGGCAACCCUAGUGGAGGUGACGCCUGCUGCGUAAUGGCACUAAAUAAUGGGAGCUGCCAGGUCUGUGAGGGCCAGAACGACUCCGAGGAGAACAGUAGGGACCCGAACUCCUCCUCCUCGGAGCAUCACCAUGAGGAUCCAGGGCCCUCAGCAGAGCCUGUGAUUCGGAUUCCGAGACGCCGUUCCUCACGAAGGCAUCGGCGAACCACAUUGCAGUUCACACUGGGGCAGGUCGAGGAAAUGGAAAAAAUGUUCAAAGAAACCCAGUACCCAGAUGCGCUUGCUAGAAAAGAACUUGCACAAGCUUUGAAUGUUACUGAAGUCAAAGUGAAGACAUGGUUCGUCCAUCGGAGAGCAGAAGAGAGGAAGAGUGAGAGGUCUGUCGUAUUACAGAGCAUACCUCCUAGUAUUGAAGAGGUCCUUCUCCUUAAGGAAAGGGACGACUAUCUCUAGAGUGCAAUCUUUGUUCCGGAGCUAGAGGGAAAUAUGAUGACCCAUGUACUCAAUGUCGAGCUUCACUAAAAUUCAGCACUAUUAUUAACAAUAAAAACAUGAAUUUCCAAGUUAA